AUGGAGGGCCUGGGCCGCUCGUGCCUGUGGCUGUGCCAGGAGCUGUCUCCCCCCAAACCACAACUGCUGCUCCUGGACUGUCGCAGCCGCGAGCUCUACGAGGCGGGGCGCAUCCGCGGGGCGCUGAGCGUGGCUCUGCCCGCGCUGCUGCUGCGCCGCCUGCGCAGGGGGAGCCUGUCAGUGCGUGCGCUGCUGCCCGGGCCGCCGCUGCAGCAGACCCCGCCUGGCCCGGUGCUCCUCUACGAUCAGGGCGGCGGACGUCGACGGCGCGGGGAGAGCGAGGCGGAGGCUGAGGCUGCGGCCCAGGCCGAUGACGAGUGGGAGGCCGAUUCCGUCCUGGGCAUCCUGCUGCAGAAGCUGAGGGAGGAGGGCUACGUGGCUUACUAUCUCCAGGGUGGCUUCAGCCGAUUCCAGGCCGAGUGUCCUCACCUGUGUGAGACCAACCUCCCCAACCAAGGUGGUCCCAGGGCAGCGCAGGCAUCCGGACCAGUCCCGGUGGUAGGGCUGGGCGGCCUAUGUGUGAGCAACGACUGUUCGGAUGGGGAAUCUGAGGCGGAGUCCAGGAGCUACGGCCUGGAUUCAGAGAGUACCACGCCUCCCCCAGCGGGGCUGCUGCUAUCCUAUCCUGUCCAGAUCCUGCCCAACCUGUACCUGGGCUGUGCCCGGGAUUCGGCCAACCUGGAGAGCUUGGCCAAGCUGGGCAUCCGUUACAUCCUCAACGUCACCCCCAACCUGCCCAACCUAUUUGAGAAGAACGGUGACUUCCAGUACAAACAAAUUCCCAUCUCGGACCACUGGAGCCAGAACCUGUCCCAGUUCUUUCCAGAGGCCAUCGCAUUCAUUGACGAGGCCUUGUCCCAGAACUGCGGGGUGCUCGUCCACUGCCUGGCCGGGGUCAGCCGCUCCGUCACCGUCACCGUGGCCUACCUCAUGCAGAAGCUCCACCUCUCCCUCAACGAUGCCUACGACCUGGUCAAGAGGAAGAAGUCCAACAUCUCCCCCAACUUCAACUUCAUGGGGCAGCUGCUGGACUUCGAGCGAAGUCUGAGGCUGGAGGAGAGACGUUCCAGGGGGCGCGACAGUGGGGGGCAGGAGUCCACUGCCUCCGAGGAUCCGCCCUCCUUCUUCACAACCCCCACCAGCGAUGGCGUCUUUGAGCUGGAUCCCACAUAG
This is a messenger RNA of Chrysochloris asiatica (Cape golden mole), 1173 nucleotides long. RefSeq names its product dual specificity phosphatase 9 (gene DUSP9). The record is from RefSeq and is a predicted model, not a curated record. The coding region runs from base 1 to 1173 and encodes 390 amino acids. The transcript is spliced from 3 exons. Gene Ontology annotation, molecular function: protein tyrosine/threonine phosphatase activity; MAP kinase tyrosine/serine/threonine phosphatase activity. Gene Ontology annotation, cellular component: cytoplasm; cytosol. Lineage: Eukaryota; Metazoa; Chordata; Mammalia; Afrosoricida; Chrysochloridae. Gene Ontology annotation, biological process: protein dephosphorylation; negative regulation of MAPK cascade.